CGCCUCUCUCCCGGCCUCCUCGCGGCAGGGGGCGGGGCUUGCGGUGAGACCCGGACGAGCGGAGAGGCGAGCGGCGAGCGGCGAGCGGCGAGUACGCUUGGGGAUCCCGAGGCGCUGUUGGGGUUGCCGCCAUGUCUUUCUGCUCUUUUGGCGGAGAGGUUUUCCAGAACCACUUUGAGCCAGGUAUCUACAUCUGUGCCAAGUGUGGCUAUGAGCUCUUUUCUAGUCGAUCAAAGUAUCAGCAUUCUUCUCCGUGGCCAGCCUUCACUGAGACAAUACAUGCUGACAGUGUGUCGAAGCGUCCAGAGUUUGGCAGGCCACAAGCCUUAAAGGUAUCCUGUGGCAAGUGUGGCAAUGGCCUGGGUCAUGAGUUUAUUGAUGAUGGACCAAAAAAGGGCCAGUCCCGCUUCUGAAUAUUCAGUAGUUCACUGAAGUUCAUUCCAAAAGACAAUGAAACUUCAGCUCCAAAGGGAAAGUAAUUGGGCAGUAGAUACUGCCCAAUACUGGUUAUGGACACAUUUCAACCACCAAUUUACUUUGUAGUCAUCGAUUGGAAGUGGAGUUCAUAAAAGUUCAGACCAGUGGACCAAAAGGCCACUGAUGAAAUUACAACGGCUUUGAGAUCAGAAGAUCCUAGAUGGAGAGCUGGAGGGGAUCUUUGGUGCCAUCUUGUCCAACUCCUUCCUUACCGAUGAGUUAAGGGAAGGCCAGAGAAGUCAACUGAACUGAAGAAGACCGGACAAGUGAUGAUAGAGAGGGGAUUUAAACCCAGAUCCUCUGAGUUCAAGUGCAGCCUGUUUCCCAAGGUUCUGGGCCGCUUUUCCUCGUUUCCUUUAGGUAGGUUCUGUCUAGAAAAGGGCCAAUAUUUAGAGAAUGGGCAGAGUAAAUAAAAACUCAGUGAUGAACAAACCACCUAUUGCAUCAAGUUUGUAGAAUUGAAUUAGAAUUUGGUUGUUUGUUUUGUUUCUUUAGUGAGAGUGUAAAUUCCAAAUACAUAAAACUUAGAUUUUCUUAAACUUUUGGCCAUAAGGAGAUAGAAUUCUUAGUGUGAGCCAGCCAUUCAUUUCUUGUUUAAUCUCAUCAUAUUUUUAAUCAGCAUGCCCUCUCCCCUCCUGAGGUUCCAAAUGAUGAUCUUCUGAACUCCAUGUGGUCUAGUUUUGAAAGAGAAUUUGAUUGACUUUAAGUAGCAUAAACCAGAUUUCCACAAAGCUUUAGUAAGGAAUGCAAAUCCUGAAAAUUUUAUCCUGUUAUUUUGGUUUGGGGUCACAGUAUGAAUUACCGUGGUUAAACCCCUCCAGGAUGGCCGUGGUGAUGAAAGUUAGUGACCAGGCCAGAAAACAGGACAGAUUUUUUUUAAUCUUGAUUUGCACGCAAUAGAUUUUAAAGAUAGAUUUUUAAAUAUUUCACUGCAACUUGUGUUUCUUGGGCUUAUGAAACAUAGUUGGUCAGUUACCUCUGAAUGUGGAAAGGGCUACUUCCUUUACUACAUUUAAGCAUUUUGUCCUUUUUUUGGCUUGGUACCACCCUCAUUUUAAUGAUCAAUUUUCCUUUCUCUGGCAGAGAGGGUAAAAGCCUCAUGGAUUUUUUUUUUGUCUUGUCAAUUUCCAUAGAUGAAUUGAAGAGAAGGCCCUUCACAAUUUAUAGUUCCCAAGACAUACUGUGUUUCUUGUCAGUGUUAGUGACCCAAGAAUGCCAAGUCCCUCCGUUGCUGAUAAGAAUGGCAUGUUAUAGUCCUGUUGACACAAACAAUGUAAAGUUCUUAGAAAUGAACUGUCAUAAAUGUUAGAGACUGGUUCAUUUUCAGCAAGGAAGAUAUCCAUCAUUAUGGCUCCCAUGUACUUCAUAGAUUCUCCUGUAUACUUGUCACUUUUUUGCAAUAAAGAGAUGACACUGAGCUAUAUGUGUUAUCUUUCAAAGAUAUUUUAUCAUUUUGUUAUCCUGGUAAAAAGAAGCAGCCUGAAAGAAGAGUCUCUGAUUUGGACACAGAAAGAUUGGUUCCAAAUUCAUCUCUGACAUUUACUAGCUGUGUGCCUAUAGGCAAUUCACUUAACCUCUCUGAGGUUCAGGCAACUCUCUAAGCCUCAUCUUGCUAAGUUAAGCACAGCUGCUGUGAGAGUUCCAUACCCAUAAAAUCACAGCUCCUUGAAGUAUCUCUGUUUUUCUUUGUCUAUGUGGCAAUGAUUGGACGAAAAAAAUUCAUGUCAUUGUUUGAAAAAACCAUCACGUAGAAUAAAAGUAUGCAUCAUUUUGAA
This is a messenger RNA of Phascolarctos cinereus (koala), 2252 nucleotides long. It is a transcript of the gene MSRB1, whose product is annotated as methionine sulfoxide reductase B1. The record is from RefSeq and is a predicted model, not a curated record. Gene Ontology annotation, cellular component: nucleus. Gene Ontology annotation, biological process: protein repair. Lineage: Eukaryota; Metazoa; Chordata; Mammalia; Diprotodontia; Phascolarctidae. Gene Ontology annotation, molecular function: peptide-methionine (R)-S-oxide reductase activity.